UCUCUCUCUCUCUCUCCCUCCCUCUCUUCCUACCUCUCUCUCUCUCAGAGCAGAGCUCGCGAGCUCGCGCUGCCGGAUACCUGCGGACCGACUCUCGGAGCGCCUCCACUGCGCGCGCGGUUAAACACGGGGGGGGGGUCGCACGCAGCGCAUCAUGGGUCCUCCACCGUGAAGAAGCUCGUGCAGAUGUCCAGCUCGCCCUGAAAGCGCUCUGAAGGCACGCUGGGAUUUUCCCCUCAGCGCCGGGCUCGCAUGGACCGCUGUGGCCGGGCUGAGCGCGCUGUGACCGGGGGGCUCCGGGCUGAACUCGCGGGGAUGCUCCUCCUCAGCAUCAGCACCACCAGAUCUCACAGCAUCACCUGCAUCACCCGCAUCACCUCCACCAUCACCAUCAUCAACAUCAUCUGAGCCAGCGGGAGCUGACGGUCGGGCUGGAGGAGGUGAAGAUGACAGCUCUUAUUCCUGUGCUUCUUCUGCUCACCGCUCUCUCUGUGUCGUUCACUCUGAAGGUGGUGUCUAAGAGGGGUUCAGUGGACGGCUGUACGGAUUGGUCGGUGGACUACCUGAAGUACCGUGUGCUGCACGGCGAGCCGGUCCGGAUUAAGUGCGCUCUGUUUUACGGCUACAUCCGGGCCAAUUACUCUCAGGCUCAGAGCGGCGGGCUGAGUCUGAUGUGGUACAGGAGCUCAGGGCUGGGUCACGGAGACUUCGAGGAGCCAAUCACGUUCGACGGCCUGCGCAUGAGUAAAGAGGAGGACGCCAUCUGGUUCAGACCUGCGGAGCUACAGGACGCUGGCCUAUACUCCUGUGUACUCAGGAACUCCACGUUCUGUAUGAAAGUCUCCAUGACUCUGCUGGUGGCUGAUAAUGACACGGCGGCCUGUUAUAACUCCAAACUGCGCUACUCAGAGAAGGCCGAACUGGGCAAGAGCAAAGACAUCACCUGCCCCGAUAUCCAGGACUACACGCAGUCCGGCCAAACCCCACAGAUAACGUGGUACAAGGAGUGCAGUGUGUGGCAGUGGAGAGAGACUAUACUGCAGUCUGCAGACACUUUGUCAAUCCAGGAAGUGACAGAGGAUGACAUUGGGAACUAUACGUGUGAGAUUCCUUUUGGAGGCUUCCUGGUGCGCAGGACUACUUCCUUGAGUGUGACAGCUCCUUUGACUGAAGAUCCUCCAAAGAUCCUGUUCCCUUCCGAAACCAAACUCCUAAACUUGGACUUGCAGAUCGGAUCUGCGGUGAACCUGACAUGCCGUGCGUUCUUUGGGUACAGUGGGGACGUCAGCCCCCUGGUUUACUGGAUGAAAGGGGAAAAGUUCAUCGAGGACAUGGACCAGAGCCGCAUCCGAGAGAGCGACAUCAGGACCAUCCGGGAGCACCUGGGAGAGCAGGAAAUGUCCAUCACGCUGACGAUAGAUUCAUUAGAGGAGGGUGAUCUGGGCAAUUACUCUUGUUACGCUGAGAACGGGAACGGACGCAGGCAGGCCAGCAUCCAGAUCAGCAAACGAGUUGAGCUGAUGUACACAGUGGAGCUGGCUGGAGGACUGGGGGCUAUUUUGCUGCUGCUGGUUCUGCUGCUCUGUAUGUAUAAAUGCUACAGGAUUGAGCUGCUGCUCUGCUACAGGCAUCAUUUUGGAGGAGAAGAUACUGAUGGAGAUCAUAAGGAGUACGAUGCGUAUUUAUCCUACAGUAAAGUGGAGCUGGAUCAGUGGGGGCAGGAACUGCAGGAGGAGGAACGAUUCGCUCUGGAGAUCCUUCCUGAUGUUCUGGAGAAACACUACGGCUACAAACUCUUCAUUCCAGACAGAGACCUCAUUCCUACCAGCAGUCUCAGCAGUGACCAUUACCAGGAUGACACACAACUUCUUAGAGCGUACAUAGAGGAUGUGGCUCGCUGUGUGGAGAUGAGCAAGAGACUGAUCAUCGUGUUGACGCCAGGCUACGUGUUGCGGCGUGGGUGGAGCAUCUUCGAGAUGGAGUCGCGUCUCCGUGGUGCUCUGGCCUCCGGCGAGGUGAAGGUCAUCCUGAUCGAAUGCGCUGAGCUGAGAGGCCUGAUCAACUAUCAGGAGGUGGAGGAGCUGAAGCAGUCCAUCAAGGCUCUGACGGUGGUGCGCUGGGGGGGUACGCCCAGCAACAAGCCCGGCUCACGCUUCUGGAAGCGGCUGCGCUACGCCAUGCCCUGCCGCCGGCCGCCGCUGCGCCGCACACUCGCCAACCCCGCGGCGGACGGAGGAGAACCGGGGCCCUUCGCCGACCUGCAGGCCGUAUCCGCCGUCUCGGUGGCGACGGCCGCCGUGGCUCCUGCACGCCCCGAGCUGCGGACGGCGCUGCGCAGCUCCUACCGCUCGCAUUCCCUCGCACGACAGAAGCACGCGCAUUUCCGCAGCUACGACUACGAGCUACCGCUGGCAGCCGGAGCCACGCUGCCCAAUCCAUCCCAGCAGCACACCUACUGCAACCUGCCGCUCACGCUGCUCAACGGCCAGCGGCCCACGCCCACCGGCCACAAGGGCCUGCGCCAGCACAGCCUGGACGAGCCCCAUGCAAACAACAACGCCAUGCUUCCGCUCCUGCCGCGGGAAACCAGCAUCUCCAGCGUCAUCUGGUGACCAAAGUGCAUCCGGGUCACGUGGCUGUAGAGGCUGAGCCAAACCUCAAGACCUCACCUCAUUCUCUGAGGUGAUUAUUAGAAGCUGAGCUGGGCUUAACACUAGGCUGGGCUGGGCUGGGUUGGGCUGUUGGGGCGUACAUGAGGGGAUUACUCAACACCUGGCAACCCUAAAUCAGUCCUGAUUCAGUCUGGAUUCUGCUGAUCUCUUGCUGAAUCCACUUUUUUUGAAGUCCAAUGAACUUCAGCAGCGAGGAUUUAAUCAUAAGGGAUUUAAUCAUAUAGUGCCAUAUCAACUUUCGAGGACUCUCGAGGACUCUAGAGACGAACUGAGAUGCACGCAACUACAAAAAAAAAACUACAAAAAAACUACGUGAACUACAUGAAUGGAAACAGGGUCUUGUGCAGACGUCUGCAGUUUUUUCUCGUAGCAUUCGCCGCCUCCUCGUCUCUCUAUGUUGCGUUUCAUCACGCUGCCUUUUGUUUCCGUUUUUUGCUUUGCUCGUUUAAAAGAUUCAUCGCCUAUUGUGUAAUUAAUUAUCUGAUUUUUUGGUUUAUUUUCUACUGUUCUGCUCAGCUUGCCGUUGAUUUGACUUACAGUACUUUUGUUCGAUCAGUCUGGAGUGUUUUUAAUCCAGACUCUGCUAAAAUCAGAUGUUGCCCUUUUGAUUUCACUGAAAGUCGCUCUUUACCUGUUGAUCUAAGCGUCCGUUUCUGUUCUGUUGGCUUCUGUAUGGCCUGUACCAUAAAGUUUCAACUGGACAAUUUGUAAGAAGAAACAAACAAAAAAAAAACAGAAUAUGCAAACAAUACGGAGGGAUGGGUGUGCCACCGGAGGGCGCUGAGGAGUGGUGCUAUCCUGUUGUCCUGUUGUAGCAGGCUAACUAAACUCCUGCACGGCAUUUUAUAAAGAGAGAGAGAUAAACUGGUGGAGUGGAGCCCAUCCUCAAAUAAUAAAGGGUAUUUUAAGAAACACAAACAAAAAAAAAUCUAUUUUUAUAUGCGAAGAGCUGUUUCUCUCUGAUAUCACAGAAUCACCUGGACAGCUGGAUAAAAGAAUUGUCCAUUUUUGGGUAUUUUCUACAUUUUUAUGCUACAUUGUUUUUGUUUGUACGACCUACAAUAAAAAAAAUAACUUGAUGUCCUCAAAUUAAUUUAGGAAACAGUAGUCAACUACUUUUCUCAUGGUUGGGAUAAACCUACUGAAGUAAUAUUCUUUUCUCUUUUUUUGUAACUCUUGAAAUCAAGUUUUAAAGGACAUAAAAUAACGUGUGGAAGUUUAAGUAUGCAUAGAGGAUUGAUAUGUAUUCUGAUUUGGAUAUUUAUAUUACUAUGUAUUAUAAAAUCACAACAGCCACUCUGAGAAUUAAGUGUUUAUAUUUCUAAAGGCACAAUCAUAUGCGUUUCCUUUUUUGUUUGUCACUGUGUAUUAAAAUCACCAACCUCUG
Molecule: messenger RNA, 4059 nt
Organism: Astyanax mexicanus (Mexican tetra)
Lineage: Eukaryota; Metazoa; Chordata; Actinopteri; Characiformes; Acestrorhamphidae
Gene: il1rapl1a
Product: interleukin 1 receptor accessory protein-like 1a
Exons: 12
Coding region: 447-2612 (721 amino acids)
Biological process (GO): negative regulation of exocytosis; signal transduction
Molecular function (GO): interleukin-1 receptor activity
Source: RefSeq, a predicted model, not a curated record